CGUCUGGGCCAGGAGUUCAGGAAGGGGCCCGAAACGCACCGGCCAGCGGCCAUGGGCCCCCCUGGCAUCCCCAGAGUCCCGCUGUCGGGCCACACCGCAUGACUCUGCCGCCCCCUGCGGUCGCCAGGCUAGUGCCUCUCUCCCGCCUCGACUUUCAAGAGCCUGAAGCCCCAGGCCCCGUGGAGUUGGCCUCAGCACUCACCUGCGCAGUCAUGGAGGCCCCGGGGCCGGGGGGCGACCGCGCCUCCCCAGCCUCGUCCAACCGCAGCCUGGACCUGCGGCGGCUGUCCGCGCACGCCGACUCAGCCUACAGCUCUUUCUCCGCAGCCUCCGGGGCUCCUGAGCCGCGCACGCCGUCGCCUGGGACCGAUCUCCUCCCUUACCUGGACUGGGACUACGUGCGUGUGGUGUGGGGCGGCUCGGCCCCCGCCAGCAGCCUUCGCGCCUCCCCGCAGCCCCGGCCCGCGGCCACCGCGCAUAGUGGGCUGCGGCCCCCGGAGGCCCGGGGGACGCCGGGGCCGCUCAGCCGGCAGGCCACUCCGCUGCUGUUUGCGCUGGCGGCCGAGGCGGAGGCGGAGGCGCGGGCCAUGGAGCCGCCCAGCCCACCCGCUUCACGGGACGCCUACCGCCAGCGGUUGCAAGGUGCCCAGCGGCGCGUGCUCCGGGAGACGUCCUUCCAGCGCAAGGAGCUCCGCAUGAGCCUGCCCGCCCGCCUGCGUCCCCCGGCCCCCGUGCGGCCCCCCGCGGCGCACCCGCGCUCGGCCUCGCUCAGCCACCCCGGCGGCAGGGAAGCGGAACCAAUGCGCUCCGGGGCUCCCUCGAGGGGAACCGUUGGCCGGGGCCGCCUAGCCACCCAGCAGCAGAAGUGGUGUUUCUCCGAGCUGGGGAAGCUAGACUGCGUGGGUCGGGGCAGUGGAUCCGCAGGGGAAUGCUCGAGGGAGGCUGGCUCCAGUUCUGGGGUCGUCAGGCUCGACCCCCAGGAGCAUAAGGUGCCCGCAGAAUUCGAAGGUCACCGGAACAGAUGGCUGCCUGAGACCCAGCCCCAAGGCGUGGAGGACACAGAACCUCGGUACCGGAAGCUCUGUGACACCUAUAGGCCUUCCAGUCGGAGUCAGAGCGCUUCAGGGGAAGUCUUGGCUCUUUGGGGAGGCCCAGGAGGGGUCAUGCCCAUUGUCCAGACUGUUCUCCAAGGAGCAGAAACCCCCAGACCACUGCUUCAGACCAAACUUGCCAGGUUCCUGACCCAGAAGGAAGCUGCAGUGGUGUGUCCUGCAGAGUAUCCCCAGAGCAGUCCCGCUGACUGGGAACAGAGGGUCUCAGAGACAUGUAUGGGGUCUGCCCAGCUCCCAUCCCUUCCAGAUGAUGAGGUUUUCCUGGAGGAAGUCCCCCUGGUCAGAAGGAGAUCACCUCCAGACACCCAUGCCCCCCCGGGAAACCCAACCAGUGUCCAUGUCUCUGAGCAGCAGUAUGGAACUGGCUCAGGCCAGAGUUCUGAUCAGGCUACAGUCCCCCCGGAGCACCCCCUCCAUGAGCACCCAGGGACUGCAGGGGCAGAUGACUGCUGGCAGAGGAUAAAUGGUUCUAUGGGGGUCUCUAAGACCAUAAACUAUAGCCCCCCCAGGAUUGCAAAUGGUGACAUUGCAACCUUUGACCCCAAUGGACUGCUGACCAUUGACUCACUUGGAGCUGCAGAGAGUGACCCUCUCAAACCUCUCCCAGUUGAUGCCCCAGGACCUCCAAGCAACAAUACCCCAGGUGCUCCUGGCCAUAAUGCCCUGGCUUGGGGCACUGGCCAGCCUGGUUUCAGGCCAACAUGGCCCAGUCCUCGCCUUGAGGAGCUUGUUCAGGAGCUGGCCAGACUGGAUCCGUCUAUGAGUGACACUCUCACUUCCUGUCGCAUCCCAGAGCCACCCCUGGACCUGCUAGAUGGGCUGAUUCCUUUAGCAGAGGUCUGGGCUGCAAUGAGGCCACUAUGUGAGGAAGCUGGAAAGGAGGCUGGUUGUAGUCCUGAGCCAGGGUUCUAUCAAUUUAGCUCCAGCCAGCUCCUGCCAACUUCUCUGGAGGAGACGAGGUUUCAAAACCAUACCACCCACCCUGUGCCUGACCAGGCCUGUGGCCAGGGUCUCCCUGAUCCAAAUAACAGCAUCCAAGCCAAGAAAAUGGAGCUAGCCGACCUCCUCCAAAAGAUGCUGCGGAACCUUGAGGCUGAGCAGGAGCAGCUGCACGGGGCCGCCCAGGCUUGGGCCAGGCGCAGGGCUGCUCUGGAGGCCAUGGUGGGCCAGUCCUGUUCUCCCCGAGACCUAGAGCGGUUCAGCAGGUUCAUGGCCGACCUAGAGCGCGUACUUGGCCUGUUGCUGCUGCUGGGUAGUCGCUUGGCUCGCGUGCGGCGCGCCCUGGCCCGGGCGGGGGUAGACAGCGACCCAGACGAGCAGGCCUCUCUGCUGCAGCGACUCGGGCUCCUGCAGCGGCAGCAGGAAGACGCCAAGGAGCUGAAGGAGCAUGUGGCGCGGCGCGAGCGGGCCCUGCGCGAGGUGCUGGUGCGGGCCCUGCCCACCGAGGAGCUGAGCGCCUAUCGCGCCCUACUGGCUGGCAAGGCCGCAGUCCUGGCCCAGCAGCGGAGCCUAGACGAGCGGGUCCGGCUCCUUCAGGACCAACUGGACGCCGUCAGGAGCGACCUUGGCUGUUGUCCUCUGACUCCCAGUCUGGCCUGGCCUCCAGAGACCCAUCUUCCAGAUAAACCGCCCUUCCUUCCGCCCCUCCUCUAAUUACAGGUGGUGGCGUGGGGG
This is a messenger RNA of Lontra canadensis (Northern American river otter), 2786 nucleotides long. It is a transcript of the gene SHROOM1, whose product is annotated as shroom family member 1. The record is from RefSeq and is a predicted model, not a curated record. Gene Ontology annotation, biological process: actin filament bundle assembly; cell morphogenesis. Gene Ontology annotation, molecular function: actin filament binding. Gene Ontology annotation, cellular component: apical junction complex; adherens junction; cortical actin cytoskeleton. Bases 99 to 2765 code for a protein of 888 amino acids. NCBI's taxonomy places the organism in Eukaryota, Metazoa, Chordata, Mammalia, Carnivora, Mustelidae. The transcript is spliced from 9 exons.